Molecule: messenger RNA, 3306 nt
Organism: Closterium sp. Yama58-4
Lineage: Eukaryota; Viridiplantae; Streptophyta; Zygnematophyceae; Desmidiales; Closteriaceae
Source: the annotation of a GenBank genome assembly
AUGGUAGCUCGUCGCGUGCUCGCUCCGUUACCGGCGCUCGACGAAGUGUCACUCGCGGCACUGCUGCAGCGGCACGGGCUGAAAGAGUCGCACAGCCGGACAAUCAUCAGCCAUGUCAUUAGAACACGUGGCUUGGGGUCUUGGACCGACAUUCCGAAGCUGCCGCAGCCUCUGUACUCGCUACUGCAAGAUUCGUUUGUCGCCAGCACGUCCGAAGUCGUGGAGGAGAAAACCUCACAGGAUGGCGAGACGAUAAAACUUCUGAUAAAGCUACAGGACGGGUUGACUGUAGAAGCGGUGAUUAUGCGUUACGAUGCGUCAGAGGGACGCUACAAUGGGGGACAACGACCUGGGGGAGAGAGAGCCACGCUGUGUGUGUCUUCUCAGGUGGGGUGUGCCAUGGGCUGUUCUUUCUGUGCCACGGGCACCAUGUCUCGCCCCACCAGCCUCACAGCCGGGGAGAUCGCCGAGCAGCUACUGCUGGCGUCGCAAAGAGUCCCCAUCCGAAACGUCGUCUUCAUGGGCAUGGGAGAGCCGCUCAACAACCAUGCGGCAGUGAAGGCAGCAGUAGAGCUCAUGGUGGCUCCUCAUGGCUUUCACAUGUCGCCCAACCACAUCACUGUCUCCACCGUGGGUGUGGUGCCGCAUAUCCGUUCCUUCGCCUCCGCCUUCCCCUCAGUCAACCUCGCUCUCUCCCUCCACGCCCCCUCACAACCUCUGCGCGUCUCCAUCGUCCCGUCGGCUCGAGCCUACCCCCUAGAAAAGCUCAUGCAAGCAGUGGACGAUUACCAAAAGGACAGUGGCAGGCGAGUCUUUUUCGAGUACAUCCUGUUAGGAGGGGUGAAUGACAGCGUCACUGUGGCACAUGAGCUUGGGCUGCUUCUGCAAUCACGCAACGUGGUGGUGAAUCUCAUUCCAUACAAUCACACAGAGGUGGUAGCUGAUUAUCGGCCAUCCACUCCCGAGGCUGCUGAGGCGUUUCAGAAGGUGUUACGAGAGGGUUACGGGUUACGGACCACCAUCAGGCGUGAGAAAGGGAAUGACAUUGCAGGGGCAUGCGGCCAGUUGGCAGUCAAAGCCCUGAAGGGUGGGAAUUUAGGAGAGUCAAAUUUAGAAGGCGUCGCAGGAGGGCGAACUGACCGCUCUAUUUUCGCCUCUCGGUUUCGAAACGCGCCGUACGUUUCGAAACAGUCUCCAUCAGCAGUGCAUCUUCUCCUAUUGCCGUUGGUGCUCCUGUCUCAGCCAGUUGUCGCUGCAUUCGUCAUGGCGUCUCAUGUCGCAAGCCGUCCGUCCGCAGCGAAUAGUAUAGUAUCAAGCAAUCGCCCUCCAAUUCCGUCGCGAUCUCCAUCGUGGAUCCCAUUGUGCGAUUCGCACUUGCGAAAGCCACUAGCGACGACCGGUUACUGUGCGACGAGGCAACGACUGGGAGUCGUCGUCGCGACGGCCUUCGGAUCGCCGCGGACGACUUUGGCUGCAUUCUCCGCCGGAAAGCCCGUUCAUUCACAAUCCUCUAAGACCAGACGAAGCCUUGUUGUGAACAGCGCGAGUGGCGCAGCAGGCGAAACAGCAGCUGGAGCAAUAACGGAAAGUCCGCCGUACAAUCCGGGUCUGUUCGGCCGGCUCGCGCUCGCGAACUUCAGGCAGAAACUUGUGGAUGUGGUGGGAUGGACCUCGCCGAAAGAGGGGUAUGAUGGGAUGAUAGAGGAGGCGCGGAAGUUGCUGCAGAUGCAUCCGGAUCGCAAGAAGAGCGAGGAGGACGCGGUGACGAUUCUACGAGCCCACUUCCCGCCCUUCCUCCUGCCGCUCUUCAAGAGGUUCUUUGCUCCGUUGUGGGGUGGACGAGUCGCUGCGGUACUCUGUGCGUGGGUGACACACCUCGCCUGCCAGUGGCUCAUGGGGCCCAGCAAGGUGGUGGAGAUAGAGAUGGAGGACGGCCGCAAGCAGCGCUCGGGGGUGAAGAUAGAGAAGUGCAAGUUCCUGGACGAGUCAAAGUGUGCGGGCAGCUGCAUUCACACAUGCAAGAUGCCCACGCAGGCGUUCAUGUUUCAGGACAUGGGGGUGCCUCUACUCAUGGAACCCAACUUCGAGGACUUCAGCUGCGAGUUCAAAUUCGGACUGAAAUCCGUGUCGCUGGGAAGCGAGCUGCGAAGCUCUGCGAAGAAUGUGACCCUGCGAAGCCUGGCUUCGCGUGACCUGGUGAAUCAGGCUGUCUCUCUCUCCUGCGACUCCCGCAGUUUUAACGCAGCGCCAGUUCCCCGUACAAAUGUCGUUUUCAUUUCCGCCUCCGCCAUUCCUCCAGUAACCGCCGCUUCUGCCGCGGCGGUAACCGCGUUUCAAGGGACGCCUGUGCGUACAACGAGUGUGCUUGUAGUGGGAGCGACGGGGACUCUGGGCCGUCAGAUCGUUCGCAAGCUUCUGGACGACGGUUUUGAUGUUCGCUGCCUCGUGCGGCCUCGACCACAGCCCGCGGACUUCCUCCGUGACUGGGGUGCUACUGUCGUCAAUGGCGACCUCACCCGCCCAGAGACCCUCCCGGCGGCGCUCGUGGGCGUGCACACGGUGAUCGACUGCGCGACUGGCCGUCCCGAGGAGCCAAUUCGUACAGUCGACUGGGACGGCAAGGUGGCGCUGAUUCAGGCGGCGCAGGCCAUGGGCGUGCAGCGGUACCUCUUCUUCUCCAUCCACGAGUCGGAGCAGCACCCCGAGGUGCCACUCAUGGAGAUCAAGAGCUGCACGGAGAAGUUCCUCGAGCAGAGCACGCUCAACUACACCACCAUCCGCCUCUGCGGCUUCAUGCAGGCAUUGAUUGGCCAAUAUGCGGUGCCGAUUCUCGAGGAGCAAUCCGUGUGGGGCACAGACGCCACCACCCGCAUUGCCUACAUCGACUCACAGGACGUGGCUCGCAUGACCAUGGCUGCUCUCAGGAACGAGAAGACCUACCGCAAGACUAUUACCCUCGCCGGACCCCGGGCAUGGACCACACAGGAGGUGAUUGCUCUGUGUGAGCGCCUGGCAGGGCAGGACGCCAAGGUGACAACAGUGCCAGUGGGGGUGCUGAAGCUGACCCGCAAGAUCAUGCAGUUUUUCCAGUGGACGUCUGACGUGGCUGACAGGCUGGCAUUCAGUGAGGUGUUGACGAGCAACGCAGUGUUCUCAGCGCCCAUGACGGAGACGUACAAGCUGUUAGGGCUGGAUCCCAAGGACACCACCACUCUCGAGCAGUACCUGCAGGAGUACUACACUCAAAUCCUGCGCAAGCUUAAGGAUUUGAAAGCAACUUCCAAGCAGGGUGACUAUUAUUUGUAA